Messenger RNA from Prunus armeniaca (apricot), 930 nucleotides. Lineage: Eukaryota; Viridiplantae; Streptophyta; Magnoliopsida; Rosales; Rosaceae. The record is from the annotation of a GenBank genome assembly.
AUGGACACCCAUUCUCUCCCUCCUCCUUUCCAUACAAGAGAUUUCCACCUGCAGCAUCAUCCCCAGUUCCACCACCAGCAGCAGCAGAAUUCGGAAGACGAGCAAACCGGCAGCAGCGGCCUCAACAACAAGGGCCAGAAAAGAGAGCGAGAUAUCGACAAUGACAGCGGCGGCAAUGGCGGCGAUUUAGGCAAAGAACUCAAUGUCACCAUCUCCGGUGGUGAUGGAUCAGAAAUGACCCGAAGACCCCGCGGAAGACCAGCCGGAUCCAAGAACAAGCCCAAGCCCCCCAUCAUCAUCACCCGCGACAGCGCCAAUGCGCUCCGCACCCACGUCAUGGAGAUUGCCGACGGCUGCGACAUAGUGGAGAGUGUUGCCACCUUUGCUCGCAGGCGCCAGAGAGGCGUCUGCAUUAUGAGCGGGACGGGCACCGUCACGAAUGUGACAAUCAGACAGCCCGCCUCUCCCGGGUCCAUCGUGACUUUACAUGGCCGAUUCGAGAUCUUGUCACUGGCCGGGUCUUUUCUACCACCGCCAGCCCCGCCUGCCGCGACGGGGUUGACCAUAUAUCUGGCAGGCGGGGGCGGGCAAGUUGUAGGUGGAAGCGUUGUUGGGACGCUAAUUGCGUCCGGGCCUGUUGUGAUCAUGGCGGCUUCGUUUAGCAACGCGGCGUAUGAGCGGCUUCCUCUGGAGGAAGACGAGGGUCAGCUGCCAAUGCAAGGCGGCGGCGGAGGUAGCCUUGGCUCUCCAAGCGGAGUUGGUCAUCAGCAACAGCAGCAGCAUCAACAGCAACAACAACAGCAACAACUUUUGGCUGAAGCUGCAAAUACAAAUGCGCCACUUUUUCAUGGUUUACCUCCCAAUCUCCUGAAUUCCAUGCAAUUGCCAGCUGAGGCGGCCUACUGGGCUACCGGCCGCCCACCAUACUAA